GCAGCUGCUUCUUUCUUGGGAGCCCUUUUAAUAGUCAUAUAAUCGUGGUCCGGUCUGGAAAGUUUUGCUAAUAAAAGUUGGAACCCCAACAACCUGCGGGGUUUCACUUCCAGACCGUCGGCAUUCACCCCCAAAAACAAUAAAGAAAUAAACACAACAAAAGAAACGAUGAAUACAGCUCAUAUAUGUUUGUCGGUUCUCUUCUUGUUUGCAUUUGCUUCUACUCUUCCCGGUGCUGUCCGAGCACACAUUGCAGAAUUCGACGAGGUAUGGCAGAGGCGAGCAGAGGAGGCCUGGAACCGAACACUCGAAUCCUACGAGCCAGCUCCUGCCAAGAUAGUUAGUCACCUCAAUCUCAAUGUUCACAGGGCCUUGAAGGAAGUAAAAGAAGAGGAAUUGAGCUUGAAUAGUACGAGGAGGCAGCUAAGCCAUGGGUACGACGGCCCAUGCAGGGUCACGAAUCCAAUCGACAGGUGCUGGAGAUGCCAGGCCAAUUGGGCUCAAAACAGGUUUAGGCUGGCGGACUGCGUGUUGGGCUUCGGCUACAAGGCCAAGGGAGGAAAGAACGGUAAAAUCUACGUUGUCACCGACCCAUCAGACAAUGAUAUGGUCAAUCCAAAGCCAGGAACCCUCCGCCAUGCAGUGAUACAAAAGGAGCCAUUGUGGAUCAUAUUCCAACGUGACAUGCUCAUCAGACUCUCGCAAGAAUUGAUCGUCCAGAGUGACAAGACCAUCGACGGGCGUGGUGCGAGAGUCCUUAUUGCAAAUGGCGCAGGCAUUACCCUCCAAUUUGUGAAGAAUGUGAUCAUCCAUGGCAUUAAGAUUUAUAACAUUAGUCCAGGGCAAGGUGGUAUGAUCAGGGAUGCUGUAGACCACUAUGGGCUCAGGACCAGGAGUGAUGGGGAUGGGAUAUCGAUCUUCGGUUCUCAGGAUAUCUGGAUUGAUCACGUCUCUAUGCUGAACUGCGCAGAUGGUCUCAUUGACGUUAUCAUGGGAUCGACUGGAGUCACCGUCUCAAAUAGCCACUUCACAGAUCACAAUGAGGCGAUGCUUUUUGGUGCGAGCGAUAGCCACACACAGGACGUAAAAAUGCAAGUCACAGUUGCUUUCAACCACUUUGGGAAGAGGAUGGUGCAGAGAAUGCCAAGGGCACGAUACGGCUACAUCCACGUUGUUAACAAUGACUACACUCACUGGAAUAUGUAUGCAGUUGGUGGGAGCAAGAACCCCAUUAUUAUUAGCCAAGGGAAUAGAUACAUUGCUCCUCCAACUAAUCCUUAUGCCAAGGAGGUGACAAAGAGGGAGUACUCGCCAGAAUCGGUAUGGAAGUCGUGGGUGUGGAGAUCAGAGGGAGAUAUAUUCCAAGGAGGUGCAUUCUUUGUUCAAUCAGGUGAUCCAACAUACACUAGCAAGCAUCCUGAGAAGUAUGACCUGAUUCAGGCCGCCCCGGCUCAGAAUGUUGCUGAGAUCACAAAAUUUGCGGGCGCACUUGGCUGCAAAGUAGGAGUACCGUGUUAGAACUACUGUAGAAUACAUCAGUCAACAUAUACAAUGCUGAUUUAUUCGUAGAUUACCGGCUUUUAGUCACUAUGAUCUUGUGAGUGACGUCUGGUGGCUGUGGGCAAGAAGAGGGAAACACACUACUAUUGCUACUGCAUAAUUAAUAUGUAUACAAUAAUAUUUUUAUUAAUUAAUUUUGGUAAGGAAAUAUAUAUUACGUACA
Sesamum indicum (sesame) is the source of this 1723-nucleotide messenger RNA. RefSeq names its product putative pectate lyase P59. The record is from RefSeq and is a predicted model, not a curated record. NCBI's taxonomy places the organism in Eukaryota, Viridiplantae, Streptophyta, Magnoliopsida, Lamiales, Pedaliaceae. Gene Ontology annotation, molecular function: pectate lyase activity.